AUGGGUAAUCUCUACGCUGAAUCGGUGCAAUAUGGAAGGAAUAUUGAUCGCAGGAGAGAAGAUAUUGAUGAUACAUGGUCCAACGAGGAUUAUAUAAACAAUGGAAGGAUCGACGAUGAUGACGAAGCUUUUGAAGAAACACCACGGAAACGUGUUAGAAUUCGAGUACCCGUGGUGCGUAGCAGAACUGCUAGACAACAUAAGUUUACGGUCGUCAGGCGCAGACCCUUGACACCUCGCACCAAAGAUAUCGCGUACACUACGUCUACCACUAUGCAUACACCACGAAGAAUCGUAGUGACACGUGUCAGAACUAUUGGAUCGGGAAACUCGAUUAAUCCGAUUGAUAUUCCGGCAGACUAUGGAAGUUAUCAACCUACUGGUUUUGGAAGACACAAAGUAACUAUAACUAGACGUAGAAAACUCCAAUCUACGCCGACAUCGACUCAAAAUAAAGUUAGAGUAACCAGGAGAAAAUUGGUCGCUGUGCGUCCGAUAUUUCCAACAUCGACUCUUGCCAUUAUCACUACUGGAUUCUUCACCGCGCCUUCUUCCGAAUACGAUGAAUAUUCAGACGAAGAAGAUGAGAAAGAGUACGAGAGUGAAAUUAUUAGAGAAAAAGAUCAUUCUGUUAUUACACCUAGUCUCGAAGAGACACCGAAUCUUAUUGAUAACAAACCAGAUGAGGAAGCUAGUCUUGUAUCGUCGGAUGGCAGCUAUGCUAUAUCCGAAGAAAGCACAAUAAACAUGCCAGUGAUUAUUACCGACAAUUUCUUUUUCCCUCCAUCUAAUGACGAGGAAGAUGAAGAAUACGAAGAUGAUGACACAACUACCACGACUGAAAAUGCAAACGAAGUCACGAGUUUAAUGAAAGACGAGCAUCCCACAAUUUCUCCUAAAGAUGAAGAUAAUAUUGUACCUAAUAAGAAGCAAACAAUAAAAGCACCUGAAGGAUCUGAUAAUACGUCGAUAAAUAUAACGGAAUCAAUCGUUUUGGAAGACAUUAAUAAUACAGAGUUAUCAACAAAAACCGUUAUAUUAAAUGAAUAUGUACCGACCACUGAACUUAUUGUUAAUAAAGAUGGUGAUGAUAAAUUUGCAACAAAAGAACAAAUUACUACCAUUGCCACCCUUGAAGAGCAAACUACUUUCAUGGAGGACAUUACUACAUUAAACGUACCCGAUGAAUCUACAACCAUUCCCGAUAAAGAAAACAUCACGACGGAAGAAAUUACAUCAGUUACUGAGACGACAAUGAGUGGUAAAGAAAGUAAAGAAAACAUCACGACGGAAGAAAUUACAUCAGUUACUGAGACGACAACGAGUGGUAAAGAAAAUAAAGAAAACAUCACGACGGAAGAAAUUACAUCAGUUACUGAGACGACAACGAGUGGUAAAGGGCAAGAAUCAACCGAAGCUGCUGAAGAUACUACAGAACGCAGCGUGAUGCCAGAAACGAUCAGCGAGGACUCAAAAGAAAUUCCAACAGUACGACCUCUCCAACCGGAUGUUAUAACUGACUCUAAUUCGACCCAGAUUUCUCUAAUCGGAACGGUCCUUCCAUCUGAUACUAUCGUAAUCGCACCGAGCUUCGAGAGCGUUAUACCGUUUGAGACUACAAAGUCAUCGAUACGCGACACUGAUACGUCCAAUUACCUUGGUGAUUCGUACAUACCCAGCGUGAUACCUCUCAGCGCAAAUUACACCCGCGAGACAGUCCCCGCGACGAAAGUCACGAGCGAGAUUACGCCGGAGGAGAUCGAGGCUGGUUUAGCGGAUGAUCUUUACCUGUCAUUAUCUCGCCUCGAUUUCCCCGAGAUCUUACCGUCGAAAUCAGCCACGAUUAAUCUAGAGACUAAAUCCAUGCCGGAUCUCGCGUUGGAGCCUAGUACGAGCGUUUAUUAUACAGAGACGGUAGUGACGUCGACGCGACUAAGGACGUACACGUACGUGGUGACGCAACUUAACGGACUGGAAACCAAAGUGACAUCGUCGACGACCGUACGACCGAGAGUGACGACACUUACGUUGACGGUGCCUGUCACGGUGACUGUCACUCCUACCGUGGAGUCGUCAGCCGACUUCGUAUCAUCUGUGUAUAAUCCAGUACCCGUUGUCGGAGAGUACGAGGCGAAGGAUGAGGAAGAAGGGCGCAGAUUUAAUUUAGAGACCCGUGUAAUGUCAAACGGCGUAGAAGUCAUUGUCGCUGGACCAACUCCGGCUCUACGAUGGGAAAACUCAAAUCCUCAACCUACCCUCACCUUGUCAGAAGCGGUGGUCAUGCUCCUGCCGCAGGAUAAACCGAACGAGUUUGUCACGAAGACUUGCACAACAACUUUCACGUACCUCAGCACAAUCACCAAGGAUGGAACGACUACCGUUUCAACGGAGCAGCAGGUGGUAGCGAAUACAGCAACAGAGGAACGACAUAGAAAACCUGGUUCCGAAACAGCAGCCGUGACUUUAGAUGCAUCCCCGACUUUACGCACCGAAGUAUUUAAAACAACGUAUACAUAUUUGACUUUAAACACAGAUCAUCCGGAUGUGAAUGAUGCCUUAGAAAGUAGCACGAGAGUCAUAACGAACACGGUUACCGCGCCGCAACAUUACCUAGACAUGAUUCUCGAGCCAUCAGAAGUUCCGCGACCGGAAACCAAUACAUAUCUCAGUACCACAGUGUUGGAAAAAACGUUUAUGGAAGAAGGUCGAACGAAAAUAGAGACGAUCAGCGACACGAUUACUCAGCUAAUAGUAACAGAAUCAGCACCUCCGCCGCGACCAACCAGUGUCACAACUACUCUGACUGCUUUAGAUAACACCGACAGUAGCGUAACCGAUAUGACUAAAACAUAUUACAUUACAUACACAUAUUUCAACACAUUUUUGGAAAAAGGUAGCACGAUAGUUCGCACAAACGUAGCCACAUCGACUGACGUGGUAUUGGAGAAAGUGCCAGUGCGAAAAACAACCAUGAAAACCACUCCGGUUAGUCCUACGCCGGAGCCUAUACAGAUCUUCGCCACUAAAACAUAUCUUACCACAUUUACUUAUUUCACAACGUUAUUACAGGCUGGUCCAGAUGGUGAAACAUCAACAACUGUGACGUCUCGUUCACAUAUCGUUGAAAACGUCGUAACAGAAUCAAUAGCUCCGAGUUUAUUAGACGCCGGUUAUAUGAACGCCUUAUUGACGACCGCGCAUCAUUCUGAUCCGGUGAAAAACGUCGUCACGGGUUCGACCAUUAUCUUCUUCGAUGAUGAAGAUCAGAUCGAGCCAACUGCGACCUCAGAUCUCCCACAAUCAACCUCUAUUACAGAAAUAAAAAAACACGAGAAAAGUCCCACGAACAACUUAACAACUACAAUGUCAACGGAAACGUCGGAGGACAUUAACUUUGAUAUAAAGCCAGUAGAUUCAAUUGAUAAACAGGAUAAUAAUGGUACUACAAUAUUAAGCGAUGUAUCACAAAAUAAAAGGCCGAAUUCUCAAUCCGGAGACGAUGGUUCAGUUAGCAAACCUCUUCUUAGUCUGGGUUCUUUAGGAAUAAAUAGUUUAUCCGCUCUGGGACCAGUAAUCACAGCAAUGGCCGGAUUAUUGCAAGGAAAAACUGCAGCUACUCGUAGAAACGACAGCGUAUCUCUCGCAGAGAUUCAAGAAGUCACAACACAACGAUCGCCUAUCUACAUACCUGUCGCAGAAUUUGCUGACGGUGAUAUAGAAACUGCUGAAAGCCAACAUAUUGCUGUUCAUCUGGCGAAUCUUAAUCAUAAUUACAUUGCCGAGACGCGCCACAAGGUUACCAGUAGUCUUGCCGACGGUAUACCGAUAUCCCCGGGUGAAAUAAUUACCGCAAAUAGUGAUGUUAUCAUAGGAAAACCGGGCAAAAUGGCGCCGAGACCGCCGCAGACGCUUCUGAAGGAUGAAGAGCACAUUGGCAUGAAACCGCCACCAUUACCGGUACCGAAUAUUCCAGUGCAUCCUGUAUUAGAGGUGCUAGAAAACAACGACGAUGUACAAACUCAACAAACCGCGCAAGAUCCACAAAUACAAAUUUUACCGGCACAUCAGAUUUACGAGGAACAUCUGAAAGUACCGGUUUCCAUUCCUCUCGAUGCAAAUCAUCCAACGGCUCCUAAACAAUCUCAAAAGUUGCUUUCCGUUCAAUCACCGCCUAAGAGAAUCGCAUCAAAACAGGAUAUCCUGGAGAAUGAUCCCUUACUUAAACCACCUAACAGACCAAACGUAGAACAGUAUGCGAAUCCUAAUGUGAACCCUAAAAUUCCAGAGUGGAAUCCGGAAAAAUAUAGAAGACCAUGGAGCGCUAAAGAUCCCUUAACACCACCGGCAAGACAUGAUGAAAUUCAUCCGGACAAACCGAUCGAAAAACCACAUCCGACUUCAGUUAUGUUAUCUUCGGAAGAACAGAAACGACCGCCAUGGGCACAAAAAGAUCCUUUAUUGCCGGAUAGUUCUAUUAUUGUACAGAGCUCAGAGUCAAAACCUAUUUCUACCAAACCGAUAGUCCAUCAGAUCCCACAUGUUAUUGAUAGAUCAACGGGGCAACCUUUAUUAGUCAAUAUCCAACCCAGUCAAGUAGCUAAUGUCGUAAUUCCUCAAGGUGGCACACAAGCUCUGAUUUUUGGAGAUACUAAUGAACCUCAUAUAAGUGGCCAAUAUUUUGACGAUCCAUCUCCUUACCCAGAACCUGAAGUUGGACCAAGUUUCAUUGGUAUUCAAAAGGUUGAAGAAUUACCUCAAUAUUCAAGUGAGAAAAAUCCAACUCAUUACAUGGUUCCACCAUCACCAUCUACCAACUUUAAGGUUUCUUCACCAAAACCAGGUUUUUCCAGUCGUCCGCAUAUUUUGUUGCCACCUGUACGCGAGAGACCGCUAGAAACGCCAGAGGUGUCUGUACUAAGACCCGAUAAAAGACCAUCGGAGAUUCAUCUGAUCAAACGACCUGAUGGAUCUGGAGGUUCCGGUCAAGGUCACGUUCAUACAGAAAUUCUUGUACAUCACAAGCCGGAGACAAUAAACGUUCGACCGCAACCUGCUAGUCAUCCAUCUGUCCAUUCUCACGUACAUUCAGUUCACCAACCGCCAGUGCGUGGUCAUUUUUCAAAUGGUCAAACUCCGAUGGAACAAGCUCCGCCGAGGCGUGUGGAAGUCACGCCGACUGAAGUUCCACAUCGAUAUAUAUUCCUUGGAAAACCAGAUUCUGGAAACGAGAUAACCUUAGGCACCAAUUGGAAAUCCGACAAGAAACCGAUUAGAUUUGCUCUAAAUAAUCGACCGAGACCACGACCAAGACCGACGACCAAUCGACCCUUAGAUAGACACGUUUUCAUGGAACGACCUACUGGAUAUCCGCCGAUUAGGAAACCAACGUAUUCAGGACUACAGAGACCUCCAAUAAAGACGCACAACACCUUUAUGUUAUCACAUCGUCCACCAAUGAAUCCUCAACUUCAUCAGGAACCAACUCGAAUAACCCCUAAUAUAUUCACUCUUCAAAUUGACAAUCAAAAUAGACCGCAUAUUUAUCCGGAUAAGACAAACAUAGGUAACGUUAUGCCGCCAACUGAUAAUAAGCAGAACGAUAACGUACCCACUGGUGCAAUAGAAUACCACAAUCCUUUACAUCCAAAUCCGAUAUCGAAAGAAAACAAGCAUUCUCAAGUAUCAGCUAUGAAUACGCAGAAUGUAUUGUCAGAUCAUCUUGAAAAAUGGCAGACUAAUACACAUACAGAGCAGAUACAAUUGGAUUCUGAUAUCGGUGCCUCGGAGUAUAUUAAUUAUCAGAAUCAGUAUUAUGGAAAAGGAAAUAGAAGUCAAGAAAUCAACGGUCAGAAUAAAAAAGACACAACGAAUUCUCAAAGCAUCAACCAAACUCUGACAUCACAAACUUUAUAUGGACCAGUUAUUUCCAUCAAUACGGUUGUAGGCAAACCGCUAGAAGUCGAGCAAGAACAGGACGUAAUUUAUGAACAUGAAACGGAUGGGAAACCACUUUUGCAAGGACCUCAUGGUACCGAUCUCUACAAUACGAGGCCUUACGAAUUGCCCGUAGUACAAGGCAAACCUUUCGGUGUUUAUAAUGGUCACGUCGAUCCGACUACUUCUUACGGAUACAAAGAAGACUAUAAAUCCGAUUACGAAAUAGUUCAUGGUAUACCCGCUCCUCAUAAUGAAGAUACAAGACCAGUUAUGACUAAAACGCAAAACGGACAAGUCACGACACUAAACUCACUCGAACGCGACGAUACCAUCGAUCUUAAGCCACCGGCGAUUAUACCUCAAUUCGGCGUUGAGGUAGAUAGACCUGGAAGGCCGUUCUCUAGACCAAUUAGGCCUGAUUCUAGACCUAGUUUAACUCGAAAUAAACCAGAAAUAUUAACGAAACCACCAAUUAAAUUAGAAGUUAGACCCGAUUACUCUAUAAGACGUCCGGAGAACGUCAAACCGAAUGCGGAAAUUUUUGUCAAUCAAACAUUGAAUCAUAGAAUAAAAAUAAAUCAUAAUCUUCAGAAUUGGGACGCGGAUGUAGCAAUCUCCGAUAUUGUGAAGUCUCAACAGAAAACAGUUGAAAAUAAAAAUAGCACUACAUCUCGUCCGAUUAUAAUCGGCAAUAAACGUCCGAAUAUCGUUCGACCAGAGCAUGGAACGUUCACGAGAGUGCAUCCGGAAUAUCCUCAUAUUCUGACAAAACCGAAACCCCAAGUGCCAGAACCAGUAAUUAUUUCGAGCGGUACUGCGGGACUGGAAACGCAUGGUCGUCCGAAUGUUAAGUUCUCCAUGUCGGUCGAGGCUAUGGGCGAAGAAGUAGACAGUAAGACGCAAACUGAGCGACCGCCCAGCAUGCUAGUUACGAAACAUAAUUUAUCACAAAAUAAAAAGAACGAUGAAACUUUGGAAACUGCUUACCAGACGAACUUUGCUUCCUCGGAUUCUCAAAGUGAACAGGACAAAAUCAAAGAUGUUCCUUCUAGAAAUAUGAUGCCACCACCUCUAAACGGGGGGAUCGGAUUAAAUCAAUCAAAGAAAAAAGAGCAAGAAGGACUUAAACCACCGCCACCGCCGUCAAGCGACGUGCUCGGGUUGUCACCACCACCGGUAGACAUCACUACCACUCAUAUACCAAUAGACGAUAGAUUCGCCUUAAUGACGACCGACGAAUCAGGUUUGAAGCCUCCAAAAUAUGUACCUUUAAAAGACUCGACAACGAUUGCACCACCUAACACAAAUAUGGUUCCACCCAGCCCAAGACCGUCACUUACAAGACCUUUUCUCGUAGAAUUACUGUCGCAGGACAUGGUGCCACCGCCACCAGUAUUAACAACUACAAGACCGCUUGAGAUCGCUACUAUAAGACCAGCUGUCGCAGUUUCCGGUUCUAUACAGAUAGCCACUGCCGUCGCGACGUCUCAUAUCCCAGUAAUCCAGGAUAUUGAAUCGAAAAUCCCAAUUAUUCAUGGUACUGUUGAUCUACCAGUCGUAGUUGACGUUGCCGAUAUCCUCAGACCUAUAGAAACGCGAAUGAGUGAGCAUGUCAGCAUUUACACCGUGCAACCGUUUGAUACAAGACAUGUGUCUAGAAUCUCCAUUCAAUCGACAUCGACGUUGACGACAAAUAUAGUAAUACCGACAAAACUGCGACUACCUCAAAUAGAUCAUAUUCAGCCGAGUAAAUCGUCGACAAUUCACCGUGAUGUCAAUCCGACGAGAUCAUAUGUUUUGGACAUUCCACCAAAUCCUGUUAAGCGACCCGAGCAUCCAGUAUUCUUAGAAUCUAGCCGCGAAAGCAUCCCGUCGACAAGAUUGGAACCUACCGAAUCUUUAACAUUCAUCAUAGAAACGGAAAAGAAACAGCAUUCGACGAUAUCGAAUAUCAAAACACAAAAACCACAAAUAAUCGAAUACAGCAUCGUGAAUAAAACGGCGAAUAAAGAGUCAUCCAUAAUAGUGACUAGAGUCGACAGUUCGAUCAGUAAAGUAACCAAUACAUUGAUACCAACACCGGGCAAUAAGACACGUCCCGAAGUAAGUAACUCGGAUACACAGUUUACGAAGAAUAUUGUAAAGGCGACUAGUACCAUCGCCAAGAAUCAAUCCAAUGCUACUAUUCACACGAAACCAAAAGAGGUGACAAAAUUCAAAACUUCAACGGUGACAAGAACUAAAACAUCGGUGUUGGGUUCGCCGCCAACAACGAGGACACUUUUACUUACGCAUACGAUGACUACGACGACUGUCGAGACUGUGACGGAAACACUGCUGCGUUCGACAAGCGUAGUAUCUACGGUAACUUCGACAAUCUUACAACCGAUUGUUACCAGGAUACCUUCGACGUACGACAACAUAGCGGAUAAUGAUUCUAUAUUUGUCGUGAUGAGUGAUCAGAAACCACCUGUGCCUGGAGGAGAAGAGGUGGAGGCUGAAUACGGGGAGGAAGUUUCUCGUGAUGAGCAAGAUCUAAUGGGUAAUGAAAUCCAUAAAGUAUUGACAGGUGGAAUACUUGGUGCGCCGAUAAUACCUCUUACACCAACUGCGAAUCAAUGCAUACCGGAGUGUAAAUCAUCCAAAUCUGAAAUAUGUGCCGAAGUAGGAACCGAGAUGAGGUGCGUCUGUCGACCAGGGUUUGCAAGAAUGUUCCCGGAUCGUCCUUGCAAACCGACCUACACAUACACGCUGCGCGUUGGUUUGGAUCGUAUCGGCCAUGAAUUCAUAGCGUAUGAUACUGCCUUAAAUGAUUCUACAUCGGCAACUUACAAACGUUUGAUAGUUCCGACGAAGGAAGCUUUAGAUAGAACUUUAAUGCAGAGUGACUUGAGAGAUGUGUACAGAGGCCUUAAAAUUGCUGGAUUCAUUCCGGAUCCUACAAAAGUCGAGUUUCACGUGCAACUAAGCGAUAAUGCUAAUGAAACCAGAUUAAAAGAAGUCCUUCGGAAAUACUUAGUUGGCAGCAAUUACAGUUUAGGUGGCACAGAGGUCUAUGCUUCAAAGAAUCUUGAUUCGAUCGAGGCGACCGAUUUUGAUGAAUGCGCUUCUAAGGAAGGCGGUCCGCAUCAUGAUUGUUCACCCCACGCAGCAUGUUUCAAUUUACGAGGAUCCUAUCAAUGUUCUUGUAGAGAAGGCUGGGCUGAUUUAUCAGAAAAUCCAACGUAUCCCGGAAGGAUAUGCUCGCAAGCGCCAUUGGGAUGCGCGGGCUGCAAUAACAAAGGUCAUUGCGUUACCAAUUCUCUCGGUCAAGAAGUAUGCGAGUGCUUCCCUUGGCACAGCGGUCAACGAUGUCAAGUUAAUCUCAAAGUUUUAUUGAUAGCUCUAGUGACGACCGGCGCGAUCUUGCUGGGUCUCCUAGCAAUCUGUGUGGGAAUGACGUGCUUCCGUCGCCCAGGACGGAAGACCGGCGACAGNCGAGCCAUGAUCCCUGGAACAGGUGGUGAUACCAGCAGCGAGGGUAGCGUCACUGACUUAGCGAUACCGCAUCACGUACCGCAUGUUUUGCCACCGCCGCCGCAAAUGAUAGCUCCCUUGCCGCCGAACAAACGACCAGUUCGUAAGAUCAGCGCGAAACCUCGUCAUCCUCCCAGAAAAGCUACUAUGGUGUCUGCAACCGCGAUAUCAGUCAACGACGAUCAACGUGAUCGUUCAUUGACAGUUAUGAUUCCACGCGCGAAAUAUCGAUCGGCACCGCAAUCACCACAAAAUUACAAUAAGACCGUUAUGAGUACAUUUGCUGCCGAGGAACAUAAACUUAUAAAUUAUCUCGACAAUGGUACGAGCUCUCCCGCCAAUAGAAAACAAAGUAUAUCUAGCGCGAAAGACUGUAAGGAAACUGAUUUGCAAGGCACAAGAAACCCGAUGACACCCACGGGUGCUCUUGUGAGUGCUGGUUUUCAGGUAUCGGCAACGGUGACCCGUAAUAUGGAUGCUGAAUCUACCUUGGCACGUUCAUGCGGUGAAACCACUGUGGAACCAGCGACGAAGGUACUAAGAAGCGGAGAUCUUCAAGUUGAUCUCGAUUCGACUCUAGCUCGUUCGUGCGGCGAGACAACCAUCCAAGCUCCCACGAAGCUUCUUAGAUUGGAUCUAGGCGAGGCUGGUUCUACUUUAGCGAGAUCGUGCGGUGAAACAACGAUCCAACCGCCGACAAAAGUCGCCGCCGCCCGAAGAAACAGCAAAGACACUAGAGACAAUAGGGACACCAGAGACAGCGCCAGUGAGGGUCACACCAUGGCUGAGCGUGAUUUAGGAAGUACACUGAGACUUCCGGCGCAACAUCCGCCAUUGUACAGUCCGGAUAGGACUAGCGAUCGGGAAUCUAAUUUCGAUUCGCUAUAGACGCUCAAACGAGAACGAGUCACGACGUAUGGGAAGAUUGAUUGCGAAUGAAGCCGCUGGACGGUAUUCUCCGUAGAUUUAUGAAUCAUUGUAUGUCGAAAUAAUUGAAAUUUGCUGCUAUCAAAACAGGCGAAGCAACAUAUUUCAU
Molecule: messenger RNA, 10489 nt
Organism: Acromyrmex echinatior (Panamanian leafcutter ant)
Lineage: Eukaryota; Metazoa; Arthropoda; Insecta; Hymenoptera; Formicidae
Molecular function (GO): calcium ion binding
Source: RefSeq, a predicted model, not a curated record